This is a messenger RNA of Synchiropus splendidus (mandarinfish), 2888 nucleotides long. Its product is annotated as protein FAM117A-like. The coding region runs from base 498 to 1709 and encodes 403 amino acids. NCBI's taxonomy places the organism in Eukaryota, Metazoa, Chordata, Actinopteri, Syngnathiformes, Callionymidae. The transcript is spliced from 8 exons. The record is from RefSeq and is a predicted model, not a curated record.
GCGGAGGUGUUUGGACCUGUGGCUGUGCCAGAACACGGAGAGCUGGAAAGUCUGAUUCCACCUUGCAACUUUUCUUGGCCCCGGUCCGCUCGCCUUGGGCCCGGUUGUCCUGAAAGAACAAACCUCUCUAUUCAGCUCAGAAGAACCAGAAGUGGAGGAUAGCGACGAUGUAAAAAGUGCAGCUGCUUCCUUGUUCGACUGCGAGCUGAACUAUCUCAACAUCCUCACAAAGAAACUUCGCCUGCUAGGCAGCUAGCCGGAGGAAAACUAUGACCAUCGCGGAAGACGAGGUCUACAGUCGCUAGUACUCACUCAACUUUGAAGCUAAGUGUCUGUGCAACUUGUAUUUGGCUGCGAGGGUCGCAUGGCUUGGCUUGGAUAGUGAGUUUGAGAAGGUUUAGUGGAGUUCUCAUCCCAGAGAAGCCUAGCCAGCCGCCGGGGCGCCCCCGGAUCUCCAUCAGGCUGAACAUCCAGAUCGCCAACCUUGUUCCUGGAAUAUGUCGGGACACACUCGGGGGCCUGCGCCGGGACUACAGCCCCUCAAAGCGACUGUCCCAUACCAACUGUCCAGCAAACCUCGUCCACACAGGCGGGAUGGGAAAUCAGCAUCCAAGGUUAAAGCACAGCAGCUGAGCCCAGGCAUGAGACGAACAAUGUCUCUUGAUGCCAUCAUCGGUCCGUAUCUGCAGGGACACUGGCCCAAAGAAUCAGAAGGACAGGGUAGCGCCUUUCGUAAGGACAAAGCAACACAGACGCCGCACUCAUGGUCGGACAAAAUGCAGGACAGUGGCAGUCAUAAACGGUCAGCAUCAUGGGAAAGCACGGAACAGCUCCAGGAGAUUGCCAAACUGAAACAACAGCUGCAGCAGCGCAGCAAACCAGCAGUCUCAGGGGCUCACGAUAAGGACUGCGAGCGAGGAUUUCCUCCAGGGAGCCGUAGCCUUGGGACCACACAGACUCCUCCAAUCCCCAUCCCUGUCAUGCCCUUAUCUUCUUUGGUCCCUCCACUUGGCUGCAGCAUGGAGGCACUCAACCAGGAGCUUGAGGGGGUCUUCAUCAGCCAGUCCACUCAACAGCAACACCAGCUUCUCGAAGUGCCAGAUGGUCGUAGGGCUCCUGUCCCGUUGCAGAGCUGCAGCAGUGGGUCACAGAGCGACCCUGCCUCAAACACGUCCCUGUCCUCAUCUUCAGCCUCCUCAUCUCCCAGUGCUUCCCCCACUAAUAACACGGUUCCCCAUCCCAAGUCUGGCAUUGCACUUUUGGACUUGCCCCAAGACGGUGCAGCGAUGGACCUCCUGUCUCCCAACCCGUCCCAGAGUGAUUCUGACCUGUCUGUGCGUCUGUUAAUCUCUUCCUCCCCUGGGCUAAACAAAAGCUUCUGCUUCCAAAGAGAACCUCCAGAGGGCUGUGAAAAAGUCAAAGUCUGUGAGGAGACCAGAACUGCACAUAAACCAAAGCUGGUUCACAUAUCCUCCUGCCCGGAUCCCAAAAAGGUGAACUUCACACCUUACGGGGGCUCAGCCUUCUGCCCAGUCAACCUGCCCCCCAUGGAUCUGUUGCUGUGCAACUUUAAUACCUCAACGGAGAACUGCUCCAGUCAUGGAUCCUCCCCCUGCCGAGCUACCUCCACCAGCAACCCAGCUUCCCCUCCAGAUCCCCGUGCUGCUGCUUCUGUGGAAACCAAAUCGGGGACCGGCUUCACCUGCUGAUCUGUCACAGAUUUAUUUAACAUUUCAGUGGUGUGACACAGGUUGGAACAAUUCUAUUGGGAAAUUUUGUACUUUUGUUUUGCUGUGAGUAAACCAAAGUAUGUGCUGAAUAAGCUGUUUUAGGUUUCAUGCAUUGUGACAUUCAACGAACAAAUGUGUUCUAUCACUUUCCAAAGAGCUGACUUGGUUGGAAUGGUGACUCUUUCUUACGCCAGCAACAAAGGUUUUGUUGAUUGAGAUGCCCUUCACUUUGCCGUUUCCUUCUUGUACCCAAAGAGGACAGUGCAAAUUGUUGAAUGAUGUUUUUUAAAAAGUACUGUGUCAUCUAGUUGUUAGAUGUGGGACACGUCACCUGCACAUUAGCACAAUCCCUCUCUUAUCCGGUGAAACUGUUUUUAAGUGGCAAACAUUUUAGCAGUACACUUCACCCACACAUUUUUUUUUUUAUACCUGCACCACUGGUGUCGUACGAAGCAUGACAAAUCAACAGGGCUCCUUUUGUUUAGUAUAAUUUACACCAUUGGAUGUUUUUGCUGUCAUUUUAUUGACUGAAGGGAACUUGGUGCUGAAAUCUGCUCGCAUUGAUACCUGGCUGUCUCAACAUUCCUACUUUGCCUUGUUCACUGAAACAUGCACAGGUUGAUGGAUAAGCUUAGUCUCUCUUCUAGUGGAGUGCUUGAUUGUGUAUUUAUAGUUUUCUGUUUUACUUCUUAGUUGACUACCUAAACCAGUUCUAGUGGUGUAGAAUUGUCACACUUUAUGUUAAGCUGUUCUGAUCCCUCUGACAAACUGAUGUUCGAGUAGUUGUUGGUAGGCAAUGUUGCACAAUUGAAUGUCCACACUCAUGUCACCCCUUUUUUUUAUACUAUUUUAUACUGCAAAUUUAAUAGUAGAUCAUGUAUUUUCUGUCUUUUUUUUCUAUGACAUGCAAAUAAGCUCAAGAAAAUAAAAAAAAAUCCUGUUACUCUUAGUUUUUCAAACUAAGACUCAUGUAUCAAGUGGAUUUUAUGCACUUCGCUGAGGUAUUGAUGUAGAAAUGGGUAACCCGGGGCUGUUUUACUGAGUUUCUUUUAUAUGUGCAUAUGGUCGACUGACUUUGGUGGUGACAUGGAAAUAUCUGAAAAGAUUUCAGUUUUCUUGCUUGAUGAAUUUGUAUGGAUGCCCGAGAGGUGCCCGUAU